Molecule: messenger RNA, 1299 nt
Organism: Arvicola amphibius (Eurasian water vole)
Lineage: Eukaryota; Metazoa; Chordata; Mammalia; Rodentia; Cricetidae
Gene: Paics
Product: phosphoribosylaminoimidazole carboxylase and phosphoribosylaminoimidazolesuccinocarboxamide synthase
Exons: 9
Coding region: 1-1299 (432 amino acids)
Biological process (GO): 'de novo' IMP biosynthetic process
Molecular function (GO): phosphoribosylaminoimidazolesuccinocarboxamide synthase activity
Source: RefSeq, a predicted model, not a curated record
AUGGCGACAGCUGAGGUACUGAACAUUGGGAGAAAACUCUAUGAGGGUAAGACAAAAGAAGUCUAUGAAUUGUUAGAUAGUCCAGGAAGAGUCCUCCUGCAGUCCAAGGACCAGAUUACAGCGGGAAAUGCAGCCAGAAAGAACCACCUGGAAGGCAAAGCUGCAAUCUCCAAUAAGAUCACCAGCUGUAUUUUUCAGCUGUUACAGGAUGCCGCUGGCGGUGGCGGGGUGCCACAUGCAUGCAUGAGUCCUCUGGUAUCUGAAGAGGGCUUCUGGGCCCAUGGAACUAGAUUGGAGGUGGUUGUGAACUGCAUAUGGCUGCUAAGAACCACACCCAGCUCUGCAAGAGGAAGAAGUAUCAAGACUGCUUUCACCAAGAAAUGUGGGGAGACUGCUUUCAUUGCACCCCAAUGUGAAAUGAUUCCAAUUGAAUGGGUGUGCCGAAGAAUAGCAACUGGAUCUUUUCUCAAAAGGAACCCUGGUGUAAAAGAGGGGUAUAAGUUUUACCCACCAAAAGUGGAGAUGUUCUUCAAGGAUGAUGCCAAUAAUGAUCCACAGUGGUCUGAGGAGCAACUCAUUGCUGCACAGUUUUGUUUUGCUGGACUUGCUAUAGGCCAGACUGAAGUGGACAUCAUGAGUCAUGCUACACAAGCUAUUUUUGAAAUACUGGAGAAAGCCUGGCUGCCUCAGAACUGCACGCUGGUUGAUAUGAAGAUUGAAUUUGGUGUUGAUGUAACUACCAAAGAGAUUGUUCUUGCUGAUGUAAUUGAUAAUGAUUCUUGGAGACUCUGGCCAUCGGGAGAUCGGAGCCAGCAGAAAGACAAACAGUUGCUUCUGAAGUCAGACAGUCAGUGCAGGGUUGUAGUGCUGAUGGGUUCAGCUUCUGACCUUGGUCACUGUGAGAAAAUUAAGAAGGCUUGUGUAAACUUCGGGAUUCCGUGUGAACUCCGAGUGACAUCUGCCCAUAAAGGACCAGAUGAGACAUUGAGGAUUAAAGCAGAGUAUGAAGGGGAUGGCAUACCUACUGUAUUUGUCGCAGUGGCAGGCAGAAGCAAUGGUUUGGGCCCAGUGAUGUCUGGUAACACUGCAUAUCCAGUUAUCAGCUGUCCCCCCAUCACAGCAGACUGGGGUGCUCAGGAUGUGUGGUCAUCUCUUCGAUUGCCCAGUGUGCCCUUAGACCAGAGGUGUCAGGAGUUUCCUAGAGCGGAGUUACUGCCUGAUAUGGUGAUGGGACUCAUGCAAGUCCUCUGGAAGAACUGCAUUCUCUUAACAUGGAGCAAUUUCUCUGGCCCCCAUUAG